GACAAUCAUUCGUAAAUUUUGACACAUUUCAUGAGUUAGGUCACUAACUGUACAGCUGCCUAGCGCACCAGGCCCCGAUGGCGAGAUAAUGUCAGAUAAUUGGAUGUGGGUCGGUCGCAGUGGUUAACAAUAGUAAACAGCCCAUCUUUGAGUUCCAUACAUGCCCUGGUCCCCACAGAUUGCGCCAGGCUCUCAGGGGGGGAGCCUGGAUCUCGCGCCCGUGAGAGCGCCAUAUGGACCACAUUUAAAAGAAGUCAUUAAACCUGUUUCUCAGCCCCUUCGUCAGUUACCCCACUUACACUGUACUGGCCACGGAGACCGGGUUAUCUCGGGCUGAAUGCGGGGUCAGAGUCAUCCGUUCAGUUGACAGUCUUCCAAGUCCAAACUUUUAGGGCAUCGCGAUAGCUCCAAGGCGCGUUAUAUUCAUUGUUAUGUGGAAUACGCCGAAGUUCCGCAGAGACUGAUUCGCUAAUGUCCUCUCUCUCUCUCUUCUCUCAUUUAUCAGUCUAUUGUACAAGCUGGUCAAUGAUAUGGCGUCAGGGUAAAGAAAAAUGGAUGGGAAGUUGAGUCAUACAAUGAACGCAAACUCAGAAGAGGAUAGUUUGUAGAUGCCACCAACAAAAAUCAAGGUGACUGAAAUUUGUGGUUAUGAUUUAUUUCCAGGAAUUAGCUAAUGAUAUCGCAAGCCUAUUCUCCGGGAAACCUUAAGAAGGUCAGUUGGCCAUUUGGUGUUUAAGUCAAACAAUUUGCCUCCACAGUAAAGGGCCCACGUUCUGACGGCUGUAAAUGUCGUACUUUUACAUUUGAGUGGUGUUCAUCAGCCUUUCCUAACUGCGUAGUGGAAUACGGGUGUAUGGGGUGUCAGCGGUGGGUUCACGUGAGGGUCGUGGUGGUCGCUCACUUGCUUGCAGGUGAGACUACGCCUAGCGUUCACUUGCUGGCACUCAACUCUCACCUGUGGCUCCACGUAGCUGGGCUCUGCUCAGCGGCCACACCCCGGGCAACCGUCUCGACCGGCGGGCUAAACCAGGUGAGGGGGCCCUGUGCGCUGUGCCGUGUGCACAGGGUUUGCGGAUUCCGCUGGAUGGAAGGUCGGAUGGAACCUUGCGUCGGCACCGUCGUGACGUGGUUCGUCUCUGCACGCCGCUGGACAGCCGGUGACGGGAUGGAUCUCCACAUCGACAUCGCCUUGACGCGCCCACCUAUGCCGUCGGAGACCGCGGCUUACGGCGAAUUCGAAUCGCUCUCCACUACAACCCGAAGUCGUGGCCCCAUAGUGGAGUUCGGCCGUGCCACAACGGCACAUGGCAGCCCUAUUCAGGGAUGGCACUGCCAGCCCCCACGAGGGGAAGGACCUAGAAAAGGUGGCCUAAACAUUGCUGGGCACCACGCCGUCUUCAGGCUAGUCAGGGCCGCAGACGUCUAAACAUGGUCGAAACAAUCAAAAUCGAAACAACAACAAUACCUAUAACAACAACAACAAUACUCGCUCACCCCCUCAUCCUACCUCAUCUUUCUAUUCCUCUACCUAUUCUUCUGCCUAUUCUUCUCCUUCGCCAUCUUCUUCUCCAUCUCCUUCCCGUCGCCCCACUCGUUGUCACCAGACUGGCAGGGUGAGUCCGCUCACUCUGGCAGCCUGGAAUGUUCGUUCCCUUUUAGACAAUCCGAGGAGCAGCCGACCGGAACGAAGGACGGCGCUAGUGGCACGGAAACUGGCGCGCUACAAGGUGGACAUCGCCGCACUCAGCGAAACCCGAUUCUCCGAACAAAGCCAACUGAAGGAGGUGGGUGCCGGCUACACCUUCUUCUGGAGCGGUCGACCCAGGGCAGAGCGACGGGACGCGGGUGUCGCCUUCGCCAUUCGGAACGACAUCGUGGGACGACUGCCCGGUUUGCCGCAGGGCAUCAACGAUCGCCUGAUGAGCCUCCGCCUGCCUCUCUGGGGAGGCAAAUUCGCCACCAUCAUCAGCGUCUACGCUCCGACGAUGACCAACCCCGACGCCGUCAGAAACAAAUUCUACGAGGACCUGUACGCCCUCUUGGCGACUGUGUCGAAGGCGGACAAUUUGAUUGUCCUUGGUGACUUCAACGCCCGCGUCGGCACAGACCAUACUGCCUGGAGAGGAGUGCUGGGUCCCCACGGUCUCCACGGCUCAAACGACAAUGGUCUGCUGCUUCUCCACACCUGCGCAGAGCACCGCCUCAUCCUGACGAACACGUUCUUCUGUCUGCCGGAGCGAGAGAAGGCCACCUGGAGGCAUCCUCGGUCGCGUCAGUGGCACCUGCUGGACUAUGUCCUCGUCCGGAGGCGAGACCAGCGGGAAGUGCUGGUGACAAGGGCGAUUGCGGGCGCUGACGGGUGGACCGACCAUCGCCUCGUCAUCUUGAAGAUGCGUAUUCGCCUACAGCUUUGCAGGAGACCACAAGGUAAGCGACCCCCAGGUAAGCUGAAUGUUGCCUUGUUGUCUCUGACCGCUCACCAUCUUCAUUUCAGCAAUGAGCUAGCUCAAAAGCCAGACAACCUUCCUAUCGUUGCCGACGCCGCCGCUGCCGAGAACGCCGCCGUGGAGAACCGCUGGUGUCAACUGCGAGACACGGUCCAGUCGACGGCGCACGGCGUCCUCGGUCGCGCUCCCCGCCAACACCAGGACUGGUUCGACGACAACGACGCCGCCAUCAGAAAUCUGCUUGCUGAGAAGAACCGCCUACACAAAGCCUACGUAGAUCACCCCACUGAUGCCACCAAAGCUGCCUUCUACCGCAGUCGCCGCCAACUUCAACAACGACUGCGCGAGAUGCAGGACGCCUGGACUGCUCGCAAAGCUGAGGAGAUCCAAGGGUACGCGGACCGCAAGGAAUGGAAGAACUUCUUCUCUGCGAUCAAAGCUGUCUACGGUCCGCCGACGAAGGCCACUGCUCCUCUCCUCAGCGCCGACGGCAGCACUCUCCUGACUGAGAAGACGCAAAUCCUACAGCGAUGGGCCGAGCAUUUCCGUGGCGUCCUCGACCGCUCCCCCGUCAUCUCCGACGCCGCCAUCGAGCGUUUGCCGCAAGUGGAGACCAGAGUGGACCUCGACCUCCCGCCAUCUCUCCAGGAGACCAUCAGGGCCGUGCGGCAGCUCUCCAGCGGGAAAGCACCCGGAUCGGACGCGAUCCCUGCUGAGGUCUACAAGCACGGCGGUCCCCAGCUGAUGGAUCACCUGACUGCGCUCUUCCAAGAGAUGUGGCGUCAAGGUGAAGUCCCGCAAGAUUUCAAAGACGCAACCAUCGUGCAUCUCUACAAGCGCAAAGCGAAUCACCAAGUCUGCGACAAUCACCGCGGCAUCUUCCUGCUGAGCAUCGCCUGGAAGAUCUUCGCUCGCAUCCUUCUCAACCGCCUCAAUAACCAUCUGGAACAGGGCCUUCUGCCGGAAAGCCAAUGCGGCUUCCGUCGUCAUCGUGGGACCACGGAUAUGAUCUUCGCCGCCCGUCAACUUCAGGAGAAGUGUCAGGAGAUGCGGACCCACCUGUACUCUACCUUCGUGGACCUGACGAAAGCCUUCGACACGGUGAAUCGUGAAGGACUGUGGAAGAUCAUGCAGAAAUUCAGCUGUCCGGAGCGAUUCACUCAGAUGGUGCGUCAGCUGCACGACGGUAUGAUGGCGCGAGUCACGGACAACGGAGCUGUCUCAGAGGCAUUCGCAGUAACCAAUGGAGUGAAGCAGGGCUGCUUACUGGCGCCUACCCUCUUCAGUCUUAUGUUCUCUGCCAUGCUGAUGGACGCCUACCGCGACGAACGCUUCGGGAUCCGCAUCGCCUACAGAACGGACGGUCACCUCCUGAAUCAACGGCGGAUGCACUUCCAUUCGCGCGUAUCCACAACCACCGUUCACGAACUCCUCUUCGCCGACGACUGCGCCCUGAACACCAUCUCGGAAGAGGAAAUGCAACGCAGCAUGGACCUGUUCUCCGCCGCCUGCGAGAACUUCGGUCUGGUCAUUAACACGCAGAAGACGGUGGUGAUGCAUCAACCGACACCCAACUCAGCCACAGCCCCCAACGCGCCGCCGCAAAUCAGCGUGAACGGAACCCAACUGCAGGUGGUGGAGAACUUCCCGUACCUGGGCAGUACUCUCUCCCGCAACACCAAGAUCGACGACGAAGUCGCCAACAGGAUCUCGAAAGCCAGUCAAGCCUUCGGUCGCCUCCAAGGCACAGUUUGGAAUCGCCACGGUCUUCAGCUGAGCACGAAGCUGAAGAUGUACAAGGCCGUCAUCCUGCCGACACUACUGUAUGGAGCGGAGACUUGGACGGUGUACGCAAAGCAGGCACGCCGUCUGAACCACUUCCACCUCAGCUGUCUUUGUCGCAUCCUAAGGCUGAACUGGCAGGAUCGAAUCCCCGACGCUGAUGUGCUGGAACGGACGGGAAUCCUCAGCAUCUACGCCAUACUGAGACAAAUGCAGCUGCGCUGGAGCGGCCACCUGGUGCGCAUGGACGACGAGCGACUACCCAAACGACUCUUCUACGGAGACGUCGCGACGGGUUCCUGCCGUCAAGGGGGCCAGAUUCGCCGUUACAAGGAUACCCUGAAGUCCUCCCUGAAACGCCUGCAAAUCAACCCCACCAACUGGGAGGAGCUCGCACUCGAUCGACCGACCUGGAGGAGGACAGUGAAGACAGGCGCUGCGAUCUGCGAAGCCAACCGCAUCGCUGCCGCCAAAGCGAAACGCGAAGCCCGCAAAUCACAACUUCGCCCAGUACGCAACGCCGCCGCACAACCGCUUCCAACGUGUCCUCGAUGUCAACGGACAUUACGGGCUCGAAUCGGACUUGUUGGACAAUCUUCGGAUUAACUGCGACUCUCGAACGGCACCAACCAUCGUCCACCCGCCCGCCUCUUCCUCCUCCUCUCCGCCGCCAACUAACUCUGACAAUUCCUAUGACCCACCAUUUCCAUCCUCCUCCUCCUCCUCGUCCACUGCUCCAACGACGGCCGCUCAGGCAACUGUCCCGCGCGCAGCAACCGACACUAUUACCACCUCCCCCGACUCCAGCGAUGAGGAUCAGGACUACACCUGCCCUCAUUGCGACCGCACCUUCACCUCACACAUCGGCCUGGUCGGUCAGUUGCUAAUCCAUCGCACAGGGACUGGCGAACCAGUGCCUGAAGCACCAACCUACACCCACCGCACUCGCCUCCACUGCCCACAAUGCACUCGCACCUUCAGGCAUCGCAUGGGCCUUUUUGGCCACAUGCGCAUCCACGAGAGCGGCCUUGACGGCACUCCCGACACACCCACCACAUCCAACACAUCUACCGUGCACACCCCCAUCCUCGCUCCAUCCGUCUGCGCCACCACCACCGCCUCCUGUGGAGCUGACACUGACACCGCCGACUUCUCAUGCCCACACUGUCGACGCACAUUCACCUCACGCAUCGGCCUGGUCGGUCACUUGCGAAUCCAUCGCACAGAGACUGGCGAACCAGUGCCUGGAGCACCCACCUAUACCCACCAAGCUCGUCUCAACUGCCCACACUGCCCUCGCACUUUCAGGCAUCGCAUGGGUCUGUUCGGCCACAUGCGCAUCCACGACGACCUGCGGUAG
Molecule: messenger RNA, 5589 nt
Organism: Spirometra erinaceieuropaei
Lineage: Eukaryota; Metazoa; Platyhelminthes; Cestoda; Diphyllobothriidea; Diphyllobothriidae
Source: the annotation of a GenBank genome assembly